UAGUAGGGGAGUGUAGUAGUCACGUGGGUUGGGAAUAUGUGUGAGGAGAGGUGACCAGGCUGACCGACUUUGGUUUGUUUGACACACACCGUCAUGGCGUUCUUCACUCACCACAUCACCCGGGCUCUGAGCUUUUCUACCGUCCGAAACGCAGCCAUUAAACAUGUUACUGUUAUCGGAGGAGGUUUAAUGGGCUCGGGAAUCGCGCAGGUUGCGGCAGCGACCGGACAUUCAGUAGUGCUGGUGGACAUGUCCGAGGACAUCCUGAAGAAAUCCACCAAAGGUAUCGAGGGCAGCCUGAAGAGAGUAGUGAAGAAGAAGUUUGCAGACAAACCCGAGGCUGGAGAGGAGUUUGUUCAGAAGGUGCUGAGGAACAUUUCCACAAGCACAGACGCUGCAUCAGUGGUGAAGGGCACCGAUUUGGUGGUGGAGGCCAUCGUAGAGAACCUCAAAGUGAAGCAGGAUCUCUUCUCUGCACUGGAUAAAGUGGCACCGCAACACACCAUCUUUGCCAGCAACACGUCGUCCAUUCCUAUUGCAGACAUCGCCGUCUCCACAACUCGCCUAGACCGGUUUGGAGGGCUCCAUUUCUUCAACCCUGUCCCUCUGAUGAAGCUUGUGGAGGUCAUCCAGGCUCAAGGAACAAGCCAAGAAACAUUUAACACACUCCUCGAGUUCAGCAAAGCAUUAGGAAAGCAUCCAGUGUCAUGCAUAGACGCGCCAGGCUUUAUUGUAAACCGGCUGCUCGUCCCUUACCUCACGGAGGCUGUGCGACUACAUGAACGAGGUCACGGUUCCAAAGAGGACAUCGACUUGGCCAUGAAACUCGGAGCCGGUUAUCCCUUGGGUCCUUUUGAGCUUUUAGACUACGUAGGAUUGGACACAGUCAAAUUUAUCAUCGACGGUUGGAGUGAGAUGGAACCAGAAAACCCACUGUUUUCUCCAAGUCCGCUUCUCAACAAGCUAGUGUCUGAGGGCAAACUGGGCAAGAAAACCGGAGAGGGUUUCUACAAGUACAAAUAAACAGAACUGGGCUGAA
Neoarius graeffei (lesser salmon catfish) is the source of this 1039-nucleotide messenger RNA. RefSeq names its product hydroxyacyl-CoA dehydrogenase (gene hadh). Gene Ontology annotation, molecular function: NAD+ binding; (3S)-3-hydroxyacyl-CoA dehydrogenase (NAD+) activity. Gene Ontology annotation, cellular component: mitochondrion. Lineage: Eukaryota; Metazoa; Chordata; Actinopteri; Siluriformes; Ariidae. The record is from RefSeq and is a predicted model, not a curated record. The transcript has 8 exons. The coding region runs from base 94 to 1023 and encodes 309 amino acids. Gene Ontology annotation, biological process: fatty acid beta-oxidation.